This is a messenger RNA of Oreochromis aureus, 4374 nucleotides long. RefSeq names its product beta-1,4-galactosyltransferase 1-like. Gene Ontology annotation, biological process: protein N-linked glycosylation; carbohydrate metabolic process. The transcript has 6 exons. Gene Ontology annotation, molecular function: cytoskeletal protein binding; beta-N-acetylglucosaminylglycopeptide beta-1,4-galactosyltransferase activity. The record is from RefSeq and is a predicted model, not a curated record. The coding region runs from base 2109 to 3173 and encodes 354 amino acids. NCBI's taxonomy places the organism in Eukaryota, Metazoa, Chordata, Actinopteri, Cichliformes, Cichlidae.
CUAUAGAUCAACUUACCUCAGAAUAUAUAAAGCAUAUAAACAACUACAGAAGCUCAAGCUUCAGGAUCUGCUCCAGUAUCAGGAUAAGUGAACAGACAAGGCUUUGCAAUUUAGCUGAGAUCUUUAGACUUGAUCAGGUGUGUCAAGUUUGGAAAACGUAAAGGAGUGCAUAGACUCCUUACCUGUAUUUUCAUAGGUUUUACAGCUUUUUAUAUUGAUAAAGACCCCUCCCUGCAAUGGUAAUAGAUACACAAAGAAAAAAGAGGGGUCACCUUCUGGUAUAGACAUUACUUUUUCUUUUUUCUUUUUUUUCAUUUUACAGCGAGUUCGAGGAAGUCUUCUGUGAAUGAACAAAAACUUCAUAUGUUAUAUUUACAGGAGAGUCUGGCCAAUGAACCAUCAGCAGUUAUAUUUUCUGUAAUUUUACACAUUUUGUUAUAUACUUUUACUGAUCCAUGAUGCAAAAUAACUUUGAGAUCCCUGGACUAGAUUAACCAAAUGUGUUUUGUGGUACAUGAUAUGUUUUGAAGUGUACCUGGAAAUAGCUUAAAUGGCAUCUCGGUCCAAAAAUACCUCCUGCCUCCUUCUGUCGUGAGGUCAAAGAUAGCUCUGAAGUACGACUGAUAAGAACUUGUGCUCUGACUUCAUGCUAACAGUUUGUUACCAUGAAAAAGUCAUUACAAAAGAAGAUCCAGUGUAACUCCAUUCUUCCUCCUUAUUAAGGCUUCUCAUGUCUACAUCACUAUGAAUUAUGGGACAGCAUUAUCUCCUCUCCUUCCAUAAAGGAUACCGCAGUGUAUGCCCAGAUAAAUGAGGUAAUAAAGGAAGCAUUAAAGCACCUUUCCUUUGUAUUUGGAGAAUCUUGUCAGGACAAAUUAAACAUAUGCAUAUGUGUAUGAAUUUUAUGGACACAUGCUAAAUGUAGCAGUGGGAAAGCUUUAAUGUUUUGUUUUGUUUUUUAAUUAAACCAAUUAGACAUAGAAAAUGUUACAAUUUUAAUCACCCCUGACACAGUCUUAAACCUCAAAAAUGUGAUUAAUUUGCUUUAAUAAUAAGAGUGCAUGCAUGGUUGCAUUCAUGUGCUCCUUGGAGGGCUGGAAUCUCCCAAGCUGAGAAAUCAUUCCUAUGAUAGUAUUGUGCUGAUUUAGCCGAAGAGGAUUACUGCCAGUUAAUACCUCUUCCAACUAAUCUUUGUCUGUGGACGGUUACAAAUUACAAACUAAAUUCCCAAGACUCCCAAAACAACGAAAAGUUUCAACUUUAUUAUUGGCAACUUUAUUACCAUUUUCCCAUUAUUUAUUUUUUAGCCAGCUGGAAACAAUUUUUUUCGAUAUCACAUGACCGCGCAGUAAGAUUGAAAUAACCAAAAUGAGAGUAACUGUUGUCUGUGUCGUUACUUUUUAAAUAGAUGAGGUGGAAGAACACAAUGAGCUGCCUCCACGUUAGGUUUCAUGAAUCUGUGGAGUUGCAGAUAGCUCUAGUUUAACCACCAGAGUGGGCUCGAUUUAUGGGGGAGAUUUGUGUGUUCUUGAGUUCAUUUGAUUGGAGUCCAAACAGCGUUCAGGCGAUACGACGUACAGCUGCAGCCAGGUGUUCGGUUACUUUUCAACUUCGUAGUUUGGGCUCACAUUAAACCUCAGUGUCAUCCAGCUGUGAUCCAAAGAUCUCUAAUAAGGUGUUUCCUUUCUCCUUGUGUCUCCUCCUGGUGUGGGGAUGCAGUCAGAGGUGCUGGGAUGUUCUCCAGAUGUGAGAUAAUGCAAGCCAAUCAGAGCCUCUGUACAUGCUCCUCCUCUAACUGAGUUUCUGCUGGAGCUCCGGUGUUCUGGGAAUCCAUCCUACCUGGCGAACUAAUUAAUUUGCCAUCCACCUGAACGUGACGGACGUUUUUUCUUUUUUUUUUUUUUUACGUCUCGGUUAUUCGCUUUAUUCCCGCGACAUUUCGCUCUUAUUUUAACCGGAUAUCACUGGAAACUUGGAAACUUUCCCGACAACUUGCAGGAAAGUGGAGUCUGAAAGCAGAUAACAUUAAGCGACCAGGGGAAACAGACGUUAUUUCCGCUUCAUCGGCCGGGUUUUAACGAAACAGCUCCCGGACUCUGCGAGCCAGGAUGCCCGGAGACUCCUCCGUCAACUUCAGCGUCCUCCACCGGAUUUGUAAGCUGGUGGUGCUGCUGUGUUUUCUCCACAUCGCCGUCACCGUGGUCUUCUAUGUCCGCUCCUUCGAUUUCCACCUCGCCUUCGUUCAGAAUCAGCAGUCCAAUAAUAACAUCCCUAUGUUCCGGAAUACCAACCGGGUGGUGAGCUCCGGACUCGAGCCUGCGAAGGAGGAGAAAAUCUUGGAGCAGCCGGUGAAGAAGCUGGAGAAAUGCCCCGAGACGUCCCCCCUGCUGGUGGGUCCCCUGCGGGUGGAGUUUAACUUUACUGUGGACCUGGAGCUGGUAAAAAAGGAGAACCCCAACGUGCAGCCGGGCGGCCGCUUCAAACCCAAAGACUGCGAGGCGCUGCAGAAAGUGGCCAUCAUCAUCGCGUUCCGCUACCGAGAAGAGCACCUUAAGUACUGGCUGCACUACCUGCACCCGAUCCUGCAGAGGCAGCAGCUCGACUACGGGGUCUACGUCAUCAAACAGGAUGGCAAUGACACCUUCAACAAAUGCAGGCUGCUGAAUACUGGCUACGCAGAGGCCUUGAAGGAGUAUGAUUACAACUGCUUCGUCUUCAAUGAUGUCGACGUCAUCCCCAUGGACGACCGCAACACCUACAAGUGCUUCAGCCAGCCUCGGCACCUGGCUGUGUCCUUGGACAAGUUCGACUUCAGGUUACCGUACGUUCAGUGUUUUGGAGGCGCCACCUCGUUGAGUAAAGAGCAAUACUUGAAGAUCAACGGCUUUCCCAACAACUAUUGGGGCUGGGGAGGAGAGGACGACGACAUCUACAACAGGGUGGUGACUAGUGGAAUGUCCAUCUCCAGACCCGACAGUGAAAUCGGGAAGUGCCGCAUGAUCCGACACAACAGAGACAAGUUGAAUGAUCCAAACCCACAGAGGUUUAACCUGCUUUCUCACACUCAAGAGACCAUGUACAAAGACGGCAUAAACUCUCUGAAGACCCAGGUGUUGAGCAUCCAGAAGCUUGACCUUUUCACUAUGAUCACUGUGGAUGUGGGAAAGCAAUGAAGGAUCUGUGGCACCGGGACCGGGCUGAAAUUCACACCGUGCCUCUGACACUUGAAGCUUUAAGUUCUGGUUCUGCUCCAGAACUACUGGACUGUUUCCGUGAUUCUUUUUUUUUUUCUAAAGUUUUUUUGGUUUUUGGGUUUUUGCACAAACAGACUCAUGGUUUGUGAAGUUUUUUUCGGGGCCUUAAGGACUCAUUUCUGAUUGGUCAGCUGGAACCAAUCAGCUCCCACCAUCUGUGCGUCAGACGCUGCUGCUGGGAUAUUUCCUAAACAAGACUUUUGUUUUGAAAAUCAGACAAUCAGAGCGGCCCUCAGGGUCAUGUGGUCUGGGCUUUACUGCUGGAGGAUUAGGGGUUAUUGAGUGUGUGUUUGACUUUUUUUAAAAAUCAGGUUUUCAAUCAGUGAUCAAUGUUUUUCUUUUUACAGCCAAAGUUUAAUCCAAAAUGAAACAAGAGUCUGUUCCUUAAUAGAUUCUAUUACUAAUUAAUCAGCACUGAUUGAUUAUCUGCUUGUUUUGAUUCCAACAAAACAGAAAAAAAGAAAAAUGAUGGAUUAUCGGUGAUGGUUGGUUUCUCUGUUGACUGAUUAGCUGUACUUCAUUUUGAUUGAUUGUAUCUCUAAGUGUCCUUAUUGGUACCAAAGACUUUACUGAUCCUGUGGAUGAGGUCAACUGACUGCUGGACGAGUUCGUCUGAUUAUUGAUGACACACAUUGAUCCAGUGUGUGUCAUCUGUCCUGCAUGUUCAUUUGUGACUGCAGACGAGUCUCCUCCUCACUCUGUGAACUAAUCACCUGUAAAUGUGCCUUAAUGGUGGGACUGGUGGAGAAGCCAGUGUGUGAAUGUGUGUUUGUUUUUUUCCCCAUUUAAAUAUGCUAUGUGUAUGUUCUUCUUUGUGUCUUGUUUCACUUGGUGUUUGUGGUGUUGUCUCUGUGGGUCAUGCUGUGCUGUACAUAAUCAUUUCCAGGGUGGAGGUCAGCCCGACCCACAGAGACGAAACGUGAAUGGGAACACAGCAGGCUGGAAGAGGAAAAAAAAAAGAAAAAAAAAAGUGUAAUGAUCCUUUUGAAAGCACUAAAUUCAGAUUCCUAAAACCAGUUAAAUUAAUAAAUACCUGAAAUCAGAUUUCUGUCCUGCUGCAGUGAUGUUGGCUAUAAUAUGUUUCUGUAUGUGGACAUUAAAGAUGAUGUGUUGGGCUUUU